Gaeumannomyces tritici R3-111a-1 is the source of this 338-nucleotide messenger RNA. RefSeq lists its product as hypothetical. The transcript is spliced from 3 exons. The record is from RefSeq and is a predicted model, not a curated record. Lineage: Eukaryota; Fungi; Ascomycota; Sordariomycetes; Magnaporthales; Magnaporthaceae. The coding region runs from base 1 to 255 and encodes 84 amino acids.
AUGGGCAGAGCCUGGACCCUGCCUGCCUGCAUACAGUCAGUCGGUGAAGAUGCCGUGGGACGAUUCCGUCAGUGGGCCGAUGGUAGGAUUGCGAUUGUCAUGGACAGCAGUCACUGCCUCAAUUGGACCAACGGGCCAGCCAAGCUGGCGGGCAAGUCGUUUGACUCGCACCACGACUGGUCGACGCGUUUCUUGGUGGCGCCCGAAUCAGAAGAGGUGGGCCAAAGCCCGCAAUUCUACGGGGCCCUCCUUUGAGCCUCUCCUCUCUCUCCCAUUUUGUCGUCCCUCAAUCUUUCCUCCCCGCCUGGCCCCGCUAACGCGCACUGGCCAGACUCGAC